Messenger RNA from Etheostoma cragini (Arkansas darter), 2570 nucleotides. RefSeq names its product chromobox homolog 5 (HP1 alpha homolog, Drosophila) (gene cbx5). Bases 352 to 963 code for a protein of 203 amino acids. Gene Ontology annotation, biological process: negative regulation of transcription by RNA polymerase II; chromatin organization. Gene Ontology annotation, molecular function: chromatin binding. The record is from RefSeq and is a predicted model, not a curated record. The transcript has 5 exons. NCBI's taxonomy places the organism in Eukaryota, Metazoa, Chordata, Actinopteri, Perciformes, Percidae. Gene Ontology annotation, cellular component: nucleus; pericentric heterochromatin.
UAUCGAGACACACAAUGUAAAUGUAAAACAAUAAAAGUGUUCCGAAUUCUUGACAAAUGAAGGCAUAAUCACGUUAGGUAUGUAGGUCAUCGACUGACCGAGGGGCGUGUACAUUCAUUGUGCGCCUUUAACGCGCGCUUUUCUACGCACAGUGAAGCCUACGCACAGCACCUUCAUACGUGAUUCAGGACAGGCUAGAUGCUAAAGUAGCCCCAGCGUUAGCAUUGAACGCCGUAUAACUACAAAAGACGCGGUAUCCCUGAAGCAAACUGUUCAAGACCCACGGUCUACACGUCCAAGGGGAAGUGCCAUUGGCCUGCGACUGCGUAGUGUUCAGCAACAAACUUUGCUAUGGGCAAAAAGUCACGCGAAGAGGACUCCUCAUCCUCUGAUGAGGAAGAAUAUGUUGUGGAGAAGGUGCUGGACAGGAGGGUGGUGAAAGGCAGGGUUGAGUUCUUCCUGAAGUGGAAAGGAUAUUCAGAAAAGCACAACACCUGGGAGCCAGAGAAGAAUCUGGACUGCCCUGAGCUUAUUUCAGAAUUCAUGAAGACGUACAAGAAAAGCAGCAGCAGCAGUGGUGGUGGAAUCUCCACUCCUAGCAGUGGGGGCAGCAAAUCAGUCACAUCCUCCUUGGCACGCUCCAAAGACUCGACUAGCUCGAAGAAGAGAAGCUCUGAUGAUGAGGAGGAGGGGGGAAGUAAGCCCAAGAAGAAGAAGGAGGAGGACAUUCUAGUUGCUCGUGGCUUUGAGAGAGGACUCGAGCCGGAGAAGAUCAUUGGUGCAACUGACUCAUGUGGAGACCUAAUGUUUCUUAUGAAGUGGAAAGACUCAGAUGAGGCUGAUCUUGUGCUUGCGAAAGAGGCCAAUCAUAAGUGCCCACAAAUUGUCAUAGCGUUCUAUGAGGAACGUCUCACCUGGCAUGAAGACAGUGACAAGAAGGAGAAGGACGUCGUCAGUGCAUGAGUGCAUCACCUCAGGAGGAAACAGUACCACCUCCGCUACAGGGACAACCUUGAGUCAGACAUUUUUCACACCCAAACCUCCCAUUCUUGCGCUUCACCAUGUCCAACAAAGACAGCGAACACAGUUGUGUUAUCUCCAUCCAUGCCCUGUUGGAGGACAGGGACCCCAGACUGCUGAGAAGGAUCCAUCAGACAGGAGGGGAUGCUGUAGUGGACAUGGCUGACAUGCUACUGGGGAGGGUUUCUGCUGUUCUGUCUUUGUAUUCUCUUUGUAUUCUUUUACCUUCUUUUUAAUAUCUUAACACAUGUUUUAGUGCUUACAAGAUACGGUUAUGUCAGUAAGGUAUGUUGCAUCUAUGAGCACAUGGCCAUCUGGUCAAACUCAGAACAUAGUCUUGAGAGCUUGGUACAAGCUGUGCUAACUAGGAGCUCGCCCCAUGGCCGAUGCACAACUCCCAUCAAGUCUUUACAGGCGGUGCACCUCUUUGCUUUAAGAACCCACUAACACCACUGAGAGUAAAACUGUAGUAUCAACAUUCAGGGGGAAACCUCCGCAGCACUUUACUGACUGCAUAAUCGCUUCCUUUAAAAAAAACUUUUUUAUCUCUUGUAGAUUUUUCAGUUUGUCCUCUCAACCAGGACGUAACUACUUAAUUUACAAAUGCAGAUGAUGCCGGCCAAUUAUCUCUUAAUAAUGUAGUGAUGAUAUCCAUGUUCGUUAUUGUUUUUUAUUUUUAUUUCCAAGUUUAACAUGUAAAUGUGUGGUUUUUAAUUUCUUUACGCUAUCACCAGUAUAAGAGGACAGCAAAAAACAUUGCUUGGUUUUCAACCAGUUUAUUUUUUAAAUUGCAGUGUUAUAGUUGGACCAGUCUCAUGUUCACAUGUCAGACAAUCUUCAGCAUAUCCACAUGGAUUUAAACCAGCGCUCACCAGUCUUGGAUCAGAUCUGCCACCUUGUGGUUAAGUAACAAAAAUCUUCUCCACCAUUUGACCAAUAUCCAUGACAACCCUGUAGUUUUAAGUGUUUUUGAUCUUGUUGGUUGUUUUUGUUUUUGUUUUAUUUUUAAAUAAUUUGACAGUGAAAAAUAAGCUAGGAGUAUUUGUUAUCAUUGGAAUCACUGAUUUGAAAUAUUAAAACCACUUUCUGAUUAGAUGAUUCAUAUCCUGGUUUUUAUUGUAAGUAAUAUUAUUUUCAAGUACUCAAAAUUUUCAGAUGGAAGAAACUGCCACCUGGCAACAAAAAAGAUGGAUGCCGGUUUUGUAGUUUAAUCAGCUGUGCUCCAACAUGGACUCUUGUGACCAAAUGUUUAGUGUCUACAGACUGAGAUGUUUAUUUCUGUUUGCUUUAAUCUGCCUUCUAAAUGAAGGCUGUGACCUUCUCCCUUUCAUACAUACAGUACAUUUAUUUUGUCCCUUAUCACUCAGAUAAUGGUUUUGGGGUAAUUUCCUUUUGUCAUUAAAUAUAAUUUGUCCUUUCACACCCUUGAGCUUUGUCCUCAGUUUUUGCCAGUGCAUAAUUUUUAAAAAGUAGACUAUUUCUUGUGUCGACUAAAUGUUACAAAUAUGUGUAUAGUAGCACCCUUUUAAUAAACAUUUUCACUGUUAAAA